GCUACCUGAUGGGUAUAAAACCGGUAACCAUGGUCCGGCCGCCAGCUUACUCAGGUGCCAAGUGCGGUGUCACAAGGAUGCUUAAGCUUGUGGUAAUUCUCGCGCUCGCGGCGAUCGCGGCCCAGGGACAGGAUGCGUCCCGGCCGAUUAUCAACACCACCGGAGGACAAAUCCAAGGUAUCACGUCGAGCUGCGGUUUGUUCUGCAGCUACUUCGCCUUCAACGGUAUCCCGUACGCCCAGGCACCGGUAGGAGACCUUCGCUUCCGCAAUCCACGACCACAUUCGGGAUGGCAGGGCAUAAAGGAUGGCAGUGAGCACCGGGAAACUUGCCCUUCGGGUGGAUUCCUCGGAGGAGUCUCGGGCAGCGAGGACUGUCUGUAUUUGAACGUGUACACCCAGAAUGUGAUCGGAUCGCGACCGGUCAUGGUGUGGAUUCAUGGUGGUUCCUUUACAGGUGGAUCGGGCAAUUCAUGGAUCUAUGGUCCCGACAACCUGGUGCCGGAAGAUGUGGUGAUUGUAACGAUCAACUACCGGCUCGGUAUUCUCGGGUUCUUCAGCACGGACGACACGCACGCUGCCGGUAACUGGGGCAUGAAGGAUUGUGUGAUGGCGCUGCAGUGGGUGCGCAACAACAUCGCGGCCUUCGGAGGCGAUCCGAACAAUGUGACCAUCUUCGGUGAAAGCGCUGGCGGAGUGGCCGUGCACUAUCUCGUCCUGUCGAACAAGGCGGCCGGUCUGUUCCACAAGGCGAUUGCCCAGUCCGGAACGGCGCUCGUACCGUGGGGCUUCCAGUAUCGGCCCCGCGAACUCGCGUACCAGCUGGCGGAUAAGCUCGGCUACUCGCACGACAGUGCAGCGUUGGUGCAGAGUCUGCGUAACACACCGAUCGAACGGUUGCUCGAGGUGCAGGGCGGCUGGCUGGACAUUGAUAUCCCGCGUGGCUUUAAACCGUUCGAGUUCGUGCCGAACGCGGAACCAGUCAACUCGCCGGAGGAGACGUUCCUUACCCAGCUACCGAUCGAUAUUAUGAAUGCUGGCACAUUCAAUCACGUCCCGUUCAUCGCUGGGUAUAUGAGCAUGGAAAGCAUGUUCAUGGUGUACGAGCACACGAUCGACAACACGGUGUGGGACGCGUUCACGCAAAAUCCUGACUAUUUUGUGCCCCACUUCUGGAACAUUCCGCGCGGUACGGCUGCUGCAUCCGCCGUCAGCCAGACCAUCCGGAACACCUACUGGCAGGAUCGUCCCCUCGGACCCGACAUUAUGCAGCAGUGGAUGACCUUCCACACCGAUCAGCAGUUCAUCUACGCGAUCGACAAGACGGUACGCGUGCACGCACAGCGAUCGCAGGCUCCGACCUAUUACUAUCAGUUCAGCUUCGACGGUGAUCUGAACCUCGUCAAGCGGCUGCUUCUGCUCGGUAGCUGGCCCGGUGCGAUGCAUGCCGACGACAUUCCGUACCUGUGGUCGGUGACGGAUCUAACCAUUUCACCGAUCCUGCCAACGAAUCAUGCCCGCACGGUCAGCAACCGUUUCGUUCGGCUCUUCACUAACUUUGCUCGGUUUGGAAAUCCCACACCGAACGCCGUCGAUACGCUGCUGCAGAGCCGACAGUGGCAACCGGUCGGUGCGACGGUGCACUACAUGGACAUCGGACACGAUCUCGUCACCGGCAUCAACCCCAACGGACAGCGUACCUCGGUGUGGCACGAUCUUGAGGCCCGGUACGCCAACGAUCCGUUCCGCUUCCCGCGUCCAUAA
Messenger RNA from Anopheles aquasalis, 1763 nucleotides. Its product is annotated as venom carboxylesterase-6-like. NCBI's taxonomy places the organism in Eukaryota, Metazoa, Arthropoda, Insecta, Diptera, Culicidae. The record is from RefSeq and is a predicted model, not a curated record.